AUGAUGGUCGCGUUUGGUGAAGGUCGACAGAGAAGUUGGGAACUGUCCAUCAAUGCUGCCUUGAACGAUACUUCUGCGCCCUCAAGCUUGGGACUAUCGACCGAAGCUGAUGUUAUCUCUCCAUUAACUCCUGUCGUUCGUCGUGAACCGUUUCCCACACCAGGCACGCAUGGCACAACGGCUCGCCAGAGGGAAGACAGUCUUCCAAACACAGUCUGUGAUAUCUCUCCUCUAGACCCCAGCGAAUCGUGGGAUGAUGGCCUCUGGAGCGACGCUACAACUGCUGGUGCGGUGCUUUCUCUGCUUCAUAAGGAACCACCGGACUCUCUAUCCAGAACUUCUCCCAUCGGCGAGCAAACUGGACGCAUCUCACGCAUAACAUGCUCUGUGUGCCUCGAGGUCCUCGAACCCCACCGUUAUCCAGAAACACCGAUAGCUGCUGGGUGUGACCAUACAUCGAUAUCUGGUACACAUAUGUGCACUAUCUGUUUGAGCCGCAGUCUCGACGCACAGUUCUCCAUAUCACGAUCAGCGCUAUUGGCCUGCCCCCUCUGCCAUGCACAACUAUCUGACGAAGAGGUUGAACGGUGGGCUAGCACGCCAACAUUUCUUGCUUAUGAUAUGGCUCGGACAUGGCGAAUACUGGAGCAGGAUGUGGAAUUUGUCAUGUGUAUCAACCCAGACUGUAGCUCUGGACAGCUGCAUGCUGGUGGGUUGGAGAAUCCCGUCGUCGCCUGUCGGGCAUGUGGUACGCGGACAUGCUUCAACCAUCGGACUGCGCCCUGGCACGACGGCUUGACCUGUGCAGAGUACGAGACAACCGACUAUCAGAGUGCAAUAAACGACAACCCGAUAACAGGGCCACUGGACAUACAAAGAGUGGACGAUGCAAGACAAGAGCGGCCUCUAUCUGACGAGUUUCUAAGUCAAAGAACCAUUCAGGAAACUACUCGUGCGUGUCCUGAAUGUCACGCCGCGACAGAAAGGGCAGGGGGUUGCAAACACAUGCGAUGCGGAAUGUGUUUGGGGGAAUGGUGCUGGGACUGUGGCAACUAUUGGCAACAAGGGCAUCUCGGCGUUGACUGUCUUACAUCGCAUAUUAGCGAAUGA
Aspergillus puulaauensis is the source of this 1110-nucleotide messenger RNA. Its product is annotated as BRcat and Rcat domain-containing protein. Gene Ontology annotation, cellular component: ubiquitin ligase complex; cytoplasm. NCBI's taxonomy places the organism in Eukaryota, Fungi, Ascomycota, Eurotiomycetes, Eurotiales, Aspergillaceae. The transcript has 2 exons. The record is from RefSeq and is a predicted model, not a curated record. The coding region runs from base 1 to 1110 and encodes 369 amino acids. Gene Ontology annotation, biological process: positive regulation of proteasomal ubiquitin-dependent protein catabolic process; protein polyubiquitination; ubiquitin-dependent protein catabolic process. Gene Ontology annotation, molecular function: ubiquitin conjugating enzyme binding; zinc ion binding; ubiquitin protein ligase activity.